Messenger RNA from Punica granatum (pomegranate), 2274 nucleotides. Lineage: Eukaryota; Viridiplantae; Streptophyta; Magnoliopsida; Myrtales; Lythraceae. The record is from RefSeq and is a predicted model, not a curated record.
CCGUGCCUAUUUCAGCUUCUGUCCGAAGCUUCUCUUUCGUUGUUCCUCAGAUCGCUCUGUGCAUGUGGGAAGGGGAAAAAAAAUAAAAAUAAAAAAGAAAUAAAGAAAGAGAGAGAAAGAGAGAGAGCUUCUUUAGCUCUGCCUUGUGCCUUCUUCUUCUUCUUCUUCGUCUUCUCUCUCCGUGUCUUCGUUCCCAUGUGAUUUUAUUCAUUCAAGAUUCGUUCCCUGUAAAAAAGCUGCCGAUUUGCCUCCCUAACUUGCCAACUCCCCGCCUCCACACCCCCUCCCCCGCGGCCUAAAUAUCCCUCCCGCCGCUCUGCCGAGGAAUUUCUGCCCGGCCCGCCAAGUUUCCGGUGGAAAUUUAUUGUUUCUGAGGAAUCCCGACCCGGGUUCCCCUCCAAACCCCGAUACCCAAACUCCCUCCAUUUCUGCCCAUCUAAUUUGCCCCAACUACCUUGUUUCUUGAAUCUGUUAAGUCUUGUCUCUGUUUCUUGGCGGGUACCCCUCCAUUGGAUCUUUGUUGACUCUAGGGUUUCUGGGUUUCGCCGUUUGUACCAUCCCUGGGCUUUUAUCAGGUGGUUGUGUUUAGAUUAGUGAGAAUUUUGGCGUCCGUGCUUGAUUUAGUUUGAAUAGGGUUCUCUUAGGGUUGUGGAACUAUGGAUAAGGAUAAAUCUCAGGUUCAUGGUAGUGGUGGGUUCCAUGGUAGUUUCUCACAUUCUUGGGAUGCAUUUAGUUUGAAAUCGGAGCCAUCGCCUCCGUCUUCUUCGUCUUCGCAGCUCCCUCCGAUGCCACCUCAUCUCGGCCACGCGGGUUCGAGUUCGGUUUCGGGUCCUGACCAGACCCACUUCAGUCAUGACCUUAGUAGGAUGCCCGAUAACCCGCCGAGGAACUUGGGCCACCGCCGCGCCCAUUCAGAGAUUCUCACUCUCCCAGAUGAUCUUAGCUUCGACAGUGAUCUUGGGGUUGUUGGGGGUGCGGCUGAUGGGCCCUCUCUAUCCGAUGAGACUGAAGAGGAUUUGUUGUCUAUGUAUCUAGAUAUGGAUAAGUUCAAUUCUUCCGCCAUGUCCUCGUUUCAGGUCAGGGAGCAUUCCUCUGCUCCCGUUUCUGUGGGUCCUGUAGGGACCGGAGUGAUGCCCGGCUCGAGUAUGGGUGCAGGGAAUUCUUCUUCUGAGGCCUUGGCAGCGGGCCCCAGUGAGAGGCCCCGGGUGAGGCACCAGCACAGCCAAUCUAUGGAUGGGUCAACGAGCAUUAAGCCUGAGAUGCUCAUGUCGGGCUCGGAGGACCCGUCUCCUGCUGAUGCAAAGAAGGCCAUUUCAGCUGCCAAACUUGCAGAGCUCGCACUGAUUGAUCCCAAGCGGGCGAAGAGGAUUUGGGCAAAUAGGCAGUCAGCUGCAAGGUCCAAGGAGAGGAAGAUGCGAUACAUAGCUGAGCUUGAACGGAAGGUGCAGACCCUGCAGACAGAAGCUACAUCACUGUCUGCUCAACUUACCCUGCUGCAGAGAGACACAAAUGGGCUGACUGCUGAAAAUAGCGAAUUGAAACUGCGUCUGCAGACUAUGGAGCAGCAGGUUCAUUUGCAAGAUGCUCUGAACGAUGCACUGAAAGAGGAGAUCCAGCAUCUGAAAGUACUGACAGGCCAAGCCAUGCCCAAUGGUGGACCAAUGAUGAACUUCCCUGCUUACGGAUCGGGGCAGCAGUUCUAUACCAACAACCAGGCAAUGCAUACUCUCCUGACUGCCCAGCAAUUCCAGCAGCUACAGAUCCAUUCCCAGAAGCAGCAGCAACAACAGCAACAGCAGUUUCAGCAUCAGCAGCAGCAGCAACAGCACCACCUCCAUCAACUUCAACAGCAGCAGCUUCAACAAGAGCAGCAUCAGCAGCAGCUCAGGGGGUCCAUGCCUUCCAGCCAGAAGGAUGGAAAUGCAGCAGAUUCAUCCUCUGUCAUGAAGGACUGAGUACUGUCUCUGGUUGUCAAAUCCUCUCAUCCAUCGCUUCGGUGUUCCUAGUUUUAGUUUCAGCAUGUUUCUUUUUUUUUUCUUUUUUUUUCCUUUUCCUUUCCUUUUUAGUCUUCAUGAAUUUUUAAAUACAUAGGACCGUGUUUUCUGCACCAACGACGUGCCCUGUUGUGGAGUUCAAUCUGCUUUUGCUGCUCUAUCAGUGCUCUCUGUCUGUUUGGUAGCUGUUGUAUGGGACGAUUGAAAAUUUUGGAGGGCACUUUCUAUGUAGUGCUGUUGAAAUCAAAUCCCAUUGGAACGGUCGAUUUUCUGUUCUAUA